Molecule: messenger RNA, 4392 nt
Organism: Vanrija pseudolonga
Lineage: Eukaryota; Fungi; Basidiomycota; Tremellomycetes; Trichosporonales; Trichosporonaceae
Exons: 15
Coding region: 62-4354 (1430 amino acids)
Cellular component (GO): plasma membrane
Molecular function (GO): calcium-activated cation channel activity
Source: RefSeq, a predicted model, not a curated record
GUCGCACGACCGGGCCGGUGCACUGGACACUGUCGUCAACCCGAGCAAGUCUUAGCCCACGAUGCCCCCGACUCCAGCGACGGUCGGCUUCGGCGCCGAGGCCCACAUCGCCAAGCGCUUCGUCUACUACUGCAAUGGGAACCUCGAGGAAUGGGCCUCGGCAUGGUUCACUAUGGCCUUCUACAUCGACGGAGCGUCCUACUACAACUCGUGCGGCGCCGAGCACUACGGCCGCUUCCCUCUCUCCGUCGACGGCGGCGUCCCUCCCCUUGUCUACCUUAUCGACUGGCUCUACAAGACCAGCGACGGCGGCAUCGACACAGACAGCUGGCGCCUCAACGCGGGGCACUGGGACGCGACGUCCAAAGCAGUCGCGCUCACGUCUGUGCUCGUGCUCGCCGCCGCUGUGGCCUGCGUCGCGCUCUGGGCCGCCGUGCGCAAGCGUUUCCCCGCAGUCUACUCCCCCCGAACAUGGUUCCUGUCACCCUCCCGGCUGCCGGCCGUGACAAACUUUGCGUUCGCACCCUUCCUCGCCCUCCCGUCACUCGCGUCACCCACGUCUGACACACACCUCGUCACGCAUGUGCUCUCGUCGGCGCUCGGCGUGGCGUCUAUCGCGACCGUCCUCGGACUCGCCAUCACCCUCCUUCUUUCUGUCGCGGGCGUGCCCCACCUCAGCUCCACGGCCCCGCCAAACCUCCACGGCGGGCGCCUCAAUUCUCUGAUGGACCUCAGUUUGAUCCGCCUCCUCGAUGCGCUCAGGCCCAGCCCCGCAGCGGGGUCGCCCUCGACCUCCCAUGCCGCUGCUCGUGGCCUCGCUCGCCUUGCCCGCGCCCUCGUGCCCGGGUCUGGCCUGGUGAGCCUGGUGCACAGAGAUACUGGCAACGGCACGCCCGUCACCAAGUCGGCCAGAACUAGGCUCAUCGUCCUAUGCGUGCUCACUGCUGUGCUCUGGGUCGGUGGGACGCUGUUUAUCGUCUCCAGAGCGUAUGCCCGUCUCGCUGAAUACCGCACUACUGUGGAAGAGGCCAGCGCCAGCCAGGAUAUCGUGUUCUUGUCGGCGGCCAACGCCCCGGGUCUGGCCCACUUGACAGAGUCAAGUAUUGAGAGACGCCUCCAGGACCUGCUGCCGGUCCACGAACGAGGCCCAAGUGUGGUUGGGGUCUUCUCCAUUGGCAACACCACCACGACCAAGGGGCUCGUCAGCGAGCGCCAGAGCAUCCUCGAGGUGCUGGAAAGAGCUGAAGCCAACUACAUCAGCUCAUUCCCAUACAUGCCAACCCCAGGGUCGCAAAAUUCUGGAAUGACACCGAGGAGAUCGCUCCAGCGCUCGACGCCAGGCCACAACUCCGUCAGCUCGAGAAACUCGUUAUCCCAGUCCUGGGCACGGGCACAGUUUCCCGACGCACCGGAAUCGUCAAUCGCGACAGACGCAAGGGGCUCGGCGUUCCUCGAGGUCACGCAGCGGAGAAGCGUGACCUUUGAGCAUGGUCGAUUUUCCGUCGGUCAGCGUGUCGUCCAGGACCACGACGGAACAUUUGUUCCUGCGCCCGGAACUGUCGAGGACGAUGCUGGCGAUGCCGACACUUUCGAGACGUACCCUGCACAAGGGUCGCAGGACGCCUUAGACACACGGCACCAGUCGUUCGAGGCUGAUGCCCUCUCUGUUCCGACGUCGUCUCUGCCUCCGCUGGAGCUCGCCAGACUCCGUGGCGACGUUGUGUGGAGCCGUAUCCGCAUCACCAAGCUCACGACACAGAUUGGCGCCGCACAGCGCCAAGCCAUGUCGAGUUUAGCAAGGGGUGAGGGCGCAAUCGGCUGGAUCAUUGUGGGCCGCGGCCUCAAGAGCAUCCCUUACGCCGAGGUUAUCGAGGGGCGGGCCAAGGAGGACAUUCAAUGGGGAAACCUUGGCCAGUCGAGAAGCGAGAAGGGGUUCUGGCUCAAGACGACGGCUGUUUCUCUUGGCGUUGCAUUCCUUUUGAUACCAUUCUCAUCGUUAUCGCUUGCCGCCGCUCCAGGAUUCGCCGACUAUCUCGGCUUCCUGGGCAGCCUCUCCCACAGAAAUGAUGUCGGCGCCGGCUUGGCCCAGACGCUGGCCCCUGCCCUUGUCGUACUCAUUUUCUUUGGCGUGGCCAUGGGCGUCAUCAAUCGCCUUGCCGUCGAGCUCCAACUCGCAUCGUAUACCCGCCAGACAGCGCUGGCGCUCAAGGGCUCCGUCUACUUAAUAUCCAUUGUUGGCGGCCUGUGGCUAAUCGUCAACAACACGUUCAAAUAUCCCCUGCAGGCUUAUGCUACGCACUCGGGCGUGGGCAGGUCCCUUGCCGACGGCCUUGUCUUCUCUGUCAACUACCCCCCGGACUUCAGCCCCGCGAUCACACUCGCUCCAGUCAUCGCCGCGUUCAUCUUCUCCCAGACACUGGCCGGGCUAUUCCCGCUGCUUGUAAUCCCGGCGCUAGUCGUCGCGUAUUUUGCACUUGUAGUGCACCACCGGCUCACGACCAAAGUAUACUGCCUGACCCGGGGCGGCGUGUCGGACGGCACGACCGCUCUGUGGCUGGUCCGUCGCCUCGGCUGGACCGUGGUUUUCCCUCCUCUUCUUUUUGGGCUCGUGGUUCUCUCAAGGAAAGAAUGGGGCAUCGGUGCCGCCAGCAUCGGUGUCGCCUGCGUAGCGCUGGUAGCUUCCGAAUACCUAACAAUAGGCCGGCACCCGUCGCCCAAGCCGACUCUGGUGUCUUCGCCCGACUUUGGCCCUCAAAACACGUACACCGCGGUCCCUCGUCACCAACGCCAGCCAAGCGCCAAGCUGUCGACUCUUGCCCCGGGUUCGUCCCUCACCGCUACUGAGCAAGGGAACGCGCGUGGGCUCUUGCCUGGCCUCUCACGCCUGGCAUGGGACAACCCGCUGCCGUUCCCGACCGAGGCCAUUGACGACAUGGGUCAAGUCCACGCUGCGCACCACGUGUCCGUCAUUGUCUCGCCUGACGACUCGUCUCGCGGCCUGCUCCACCCGCCCGAGCUGCUCGUUGGCAGCCCAGACGUCUGGCUCCCGUCCGACGAGCACGGCGUCGCCGAACGCGAGGUCGAGAGUCUCGCCGCCGCUGGCCUCGGGGCGAUCAUCGAUCCCGACAACGGGUACGAGCGUGCACCAGACCCAGCGACGACAAUAGCUGUGUUGCACGAGGCCGACGUGGACGCGUACGCCUUCCUGGAUCGCCUCAUCGGCGCCCAUGGACGCGAGGACGGCGACAUUGUUCCGUGGACAAUAGACAACAAGUACUACACGGCGGACGUCACGUUCGCGGUGUACACCCUGCCGGGCGGCGUGCCGCCCGCCACGGUCCUGAUGUAUCUCUUCGAGGGCGGGGCGCCCGACCCGAUCCCGGCGGCACUGACGCGCGCGGCGCUGGCGGACCCGCCGCCUGAUAUUGCGCUGGCUGUGCGGGUGAAGGAAGCGGAAGCGGAGGAGAAGGAGGAGGGCGACAAGGAAGCGGAGACGCUCCCAGAAGCGACGCCGGCACGCCCGUGGGACCCCGUCGGAGACGAGGACCGCUUUGACGAGCUCGGCAUCGAGGUGGUAGACGAGGGCGGCCGCGCCGACGAGGACGACGAGCGGCCCCUCGACCCCCUCGAGGUCAUCCGCCAGACGCUCAUGACGCACAUGUGGCCCAACAUGGAGCGCAAGGCUGGCCGGCGGGCGCUGCCGCGCCCCGAGCUGCUCGAGGACGGGAGCGACGAGGAGGGGAAUACGGGCUUUCCUGUCGUCUUUGGAGGGGCGGGGGCUGAGGCACCGCGGCCUGCUGGGCCUGCUAGCGACUUUCCGCCGCUCGAGCGCGAGGUCGGGGAGAACGGACAGGAGCCAGGCUAUUAUGCCCAGAUGCUCGACGACGACGACGACGACGAAGACUUUGGCGGGUUCGCGUCGGCGCCCGCGCCCUCGGCGGCAGAGUACUCGCGCCUCGACCGCUGGCUCGAUGCCGAGGAAGACGACCUGCCGCCGCCGACGAGCGAGGACGUGGACUUUGACGACCUGAGCUCUCAUCCUGGCGUGGCAAGGCUGCACGCGUUCCAAGCGCCGGAAAGCGACGAGGAGGACGGCGGGUUCGAAGACGACUUUGCCGCGCGCGGCGCGCCAGCCGCGAUCCCGCUCGACCCCACGCCACUGCUGCUCCAUUUGCAGCAGGUGCGCGCCGAGCUCGGGCAGGUGGCCGACGAGGACGAGCGUCGGACCCGCGCAGCGCGCGAGGUCACGCGCCUCAUGCAGAGCCUUGGGCUCGGCGGCGCGGCGUUCGACUUUGAUGACGACGAGGACGAGGGGGACGAAGAUCCCGGCGAGAUCGCUGACAUUCGGCCGUAGUGGCGUACAUAGACUGUGUAUGGACUAGGGAAAGAAGG